UCCAAAACCGGACAGUCCUGCUUUCUGGGCGGCGCUCUGAUUGGCUGUUUCGGCGCCAGAGCCCAAGGAAUGGAAUGUUGGGCGCCUGAACGUUCCAAAGGCACUGGGACCCCCCACGUCGAGCGAAGAGGCGAAGAAGAGAAGAGGGACCCAGCUGCUUUGGCUGAAAGGAUGUCAGCGAAGAAGGGCCACUAGGCGAGCCUCAGCCUUCCUGCAGCCAGAGUCCCGGAGCGCCCUUUGGACUCUCUUGGAGGCACUGGCUCGGUGGAUUUGGGGUGUUGUCCUACUCUGCAAGAAAGGUGACUGUCCAAGAUGGUGGACCAUCUAGCUAAUACUGAGAUUAACAGCCAGCGCAUUGCUGCCGUGGAAAACUGCUUUGGCACAUCUGGGCAGCCGUUGGCCGUGCCAGGAAGAGUCCUCUUGGGUGAAGGGAUCUUGACGAAGGAAUGCCGCAAAAAAGCCAAGCCGCGGAUUUUCUUCCUCUUCAACGAUAUCCUUGUCUAUGGGAGCAUUGUGAUCAACAAAAGGAAGUACAGCUCCCAGCACAUCAUACCCCUUGAUGAAGUCACCUUGGAAACUUUGCCAGAUACCUUGCAAAUGAAAAAUCGGUGGAUGAUCAAAACGGCCAAGAAAUCUUUUGUGGUUUCUGCAGCUUCUCUGACGGAGAGGAAAGAAUGGAUCAGCCACUUAGAAGAAUGCAUUCGCCUUUUGUUGUCCAAGACUGGUCGGCCGCCCCCCACUGAACACGCAGCCCCUUGGAUCCCUGAUAAGGCAACUGAUAUCUGCAUGAGAUGCACCCAUACCAAGUUCUCUACUCUCACACGAAGGCACCACUGUCGGAAAUGUGGCUUUGUUGUGUGUGGAGACUGCUCUAGGCAGAGGUUUCUCAUGCCCCGACUGUCUCCAAAGCCUUUGAGGGUUUGCAAUCUUUGCUAUAAACAGCUAAUGGCAGAAAAAAAGGAAGCGGAUGGCCAAUCCAAGCUAGUUCACUCUACUCUGUCUGGCUAUGAACCUUCCAGCGGGGAUGAUAGUGACCGAUCCGAUGAGGAUAAACUGGAACAGUGGCCAGCAGAGGCCGAAUUUUAUACAUCAGACGUGGCUUGGUCAUCUUUCCAUAGUUGACCUGCACAUGGUCUAGCAGAUUUUCAGGGCCUACUUCUUACUUCCAAGGAAUAGAAAGAACACACAUUUGCCUUACUGCACAAGAGGAAUAGUUUUAAUUAUAUGGUUUAGUUUCAUGCAUGAAUAAAUAUUCUUUGAAUCAGAGGGGACUGGUGUCCCAGACAACAUGACCAAUGGUUGGGGAUUAUGGAAGCUGAAGCCCAAAACAUCUAGAGGGCACCUGGCUUCAUAUUCCUAAGGGCCUCCUUGUCUCCUCUUUUAAGUCAGUCGUUUUAAUGGAAGUCUAAGGCAAAGCUAAAUUUGGUCCAGAACAUGUCAGAUAUUGAGCAUUAAACUCUCUUAACAUCAAGUGUGGCCAUAGCAUUAUGGUUCUGGGUCACAUUCUGGGUCCAGAAAUCAAAGCUGUGGAAUUCAAAGCGAGGUCCAUUUUGUGGUUGUAAACUAAGGGCCUUUGAUGAAGUGUUUAUGUGUGAAAUAAAUCAAAGGUUUUAAUAGUA
Molecule: messenger RNA, 1619 nt
Organism: Sceloporus undulatus (fence lizard)
Lineage: Eukaryota; Metazoa; Chordata; Lepidosauria; Squamata; Phrynosomatidae
Gene: PLEKHF1
Product: pleckstrin homology and FYVE domain containing 1
Exons: 2
Coding region: 313-1122 (269 amino acids)
Molecular function (GO): phosphatidylinositol binding; metal ion binding
Source: RefSeq, a predicted model, not a curated record